AUGGCCAAGGAGGAAUGCAAGGCGCUGCUGGACGAGCUCAACAAGACGACCGCGUGCUACCACCACUUGGUGCUGACGGUCGGCGGCUCGGCGGACUCGCAGAAUCUGCGGGAGGAGCUGCAGAAGACGCGCCAAAAGGCGCGGGAGCUGGCGGUGGCCACCGGUUCCCGGCUGACGGUGGCGCUGCGCGACCGGGGCCUGGCCGCCGAGGAGCGCGCGGAGUUUGAGCGACUGUGGGUGGCUUUUUCCGGCUGCCUGGAUCUGCUGGAAGCUGACAUGCAGCGCGCGCUGGCGCUGGGCGCCGCGUUCCCGUUGCACGCGCCGCGGCGGCCGCUGGUGCGCACCGGGGUGGCGGGCGGCUCGUCGCGCGUGGCGGCGCGCGCCCUGAGCGCACGCAGCCUGCGCCACGAGGCGGAGUGCGACUUCGACGUCGCAGAUCUGCCCGAAUUGGAGCGUGAGGUUCUUCAGGUGGGCGAGAUGAUCCACGACAUGGAAAUGAAGGUCAACGUGCCGCGCUGGACAGUGCAAGCCCGGCAGGCGGCGGGAGCCGAACUCCUGUCCAGUGCCAGCACGGGCGUCUCCUCGGCAGUAGUGGAGCGCGCGGGGCCCUGCGACCCCAGCAAGGCUCUGGCAGCCACUGUUUUCAGCGCCGUUCUGCUGGUGGCUGUGGCUCUGGCCUUGUGCGUGGCAAAGCUGAGCUGA
Castor canadensis (American beaver) is the source of this 702-nucleotide messenger RNA. The record is from RefSeq and is a predicted model, not a curated record. Lineage: Eukaryota; Metazoa; Chordata; Mammalia; Rodentia; Castoridae.